AGUGGGCAGGGCUAGCGCUUUUGUGCUGCUGCGCUGGUAGGCUGACUUCCUCAUUUUACAAGCACAAAGGGCCUCCAAGAAGCUGCUAUCAUUCAGGCGCUAGCACUGUCAGUGUGAGAACAAGAGUGGAAUCAUUCACUUUAUGAUGCUACGUUCAGAGUCAACCCUGCGAGCAAAUGUUGGGGACACAACUCCCCUUCUGCAACACAGGGGGUCGGGAUCCACCCCCUAUUCCCCCUACAAGAAGCCAGCCUGGUACAAACGACCCAGGUUCUAUCUCGCCCUAAUCCGUCGUGGUAUUGGGGAGUUUUUGGGCACAGCUCUGUUUGUGUUUGUAGCCAUAGCUGCCUCGAGCAGUGUGAUUGAGGAUGAGACACAUAACUACCUUGUCACUAGCUCUGAAGCUAGUGUGGUGGCUCUAGCUACUGGGCUGUGCUAUGCUGGGCUUAUGGCUGCACUCGAACACGUGAGUGGAGGGCACAUGAACCCUUCUGUCACACUGGGGGUGUUCUUGGCUGGGGGUAUCAAUGUAAUAGCAGCAGUGGUGUAUGUGUGCGCUCAGAUUAUAGGAGGGAUUGUAGGAGCUGCUUGUGUUCUGGCUUACGACAGUGACUAUAGUAACUAUAGUAACAACUCUAACUACUCAACAACAGUGGACUACGGACUGACAUAUCUUCAUGGUAACAUCACCCCCCUACAAGGAAUUGCUGUGGAGACAGUACUCACAUUGUUGGUCAUCAUGGUAUACAUUCACACCACAAUGGAGGGAGAAGACAAGAAAUCUCAGAACAAGGGGCAUCCAACGGCUAGAAAUGUCAUUGCACCUCUGGCUUGUGGCUUCACACUGGCAGCUGCAAUUAUAUCUAGCUAUUCGGUCACUGGAGGCUCGUUCAAUCCAGCACGCAGUCUUGGUCCAGCAGUAGUAGGCUCUGGAAGUGACAGAUGGAGCUCUCACUAUGUUUACUGGGUCGGACCACUCGUGGGGAGCCUCUUAGCUGGAAUGUUCUACAGGUUGGUGCUCUCAUCCAACCCUCUCUUACCACUCACUGAAGAUGACACCCCGAAAUCAAACACUAGACCUCAUUCGUUUUUGAAUCAUUAACUUUUAUACAACUUUUAUGUAUAGUGAAUGUCAAAGAGAUAAUAUGAAUUUGUUAAUUCUGAAUGAAA
Messenger RNA from Halichondria panicea, 1170 nucleotides. RefSeq names its product aquaporin-like. The record is from RefSeq and is a predicted model, not a curated record. Gene Ontology annotation, molecular function: water channel activity. Gene Ontology annotation, biological process: water transport; transmembrane transport. Lineage: Eukaryota; Metazoa; Porifera; Demospongiae; Suberitida; Halichondriidae. Bases 143 to 1102 code for a protein of 319 amino acids. Gene Ontology annotation, cellular component: plasma membrane. The transcript has 5 exons.